Messenger RNA from Fomitopsis serialis, 1078 nucleotides. RefSeq lists its product as uncharacterized. The record is from RefSeq and is a predicted model, not a curated record. The coding region runs from base 239 to 919 and encodes 226 amino acids. NCBI's taxonomy places the organism in Eukaryota, Fungi, Basidiomycota, Agaricomycetes, Polyporales, Fomitopsidaceae. The transcript is spliced from 3 exons.
CGUCGGUGCAGGUGUGACAGCACUCGUCGUCGUAUCCACCCAGGAACCACUGCACAGUACUUAAGAAUGCCUCACUCGCCUGACGAGCCCCCACUAUUUCUGUCCUCUUUACUUCACGACCUGCACACGACCAACCUCUGAAUACCCCACUCAAUCACCAUGUCCAACUCUACCAAGGCAGGAUCCACCACUAUCGGUGCGCAGGCACCCAACAAGUGCGUUCGCUUCUUCAAGACAUAUGUGUAUGCUGUCGUGUGUCCAGAUACUGAUUGCGGUUGCGUGCAGCACUGAUGCCCACUGGGAGACCAGCGCUGCGUGGCAGCAGGCCGAGAUGUCGACCAAGGAACUCUCUGACGAGGUCGGCAAGAACGCCGGCCAGGUUCAGACCGCCGCACGGCAAGCUGCCUCUGAGGCCCAACAAAUCGAGCCUCAGGUCAUCUCUGCAGUGAACGAGCUCGAGGCUCAACGCUCUCUGAGCGAGGCGACGACUCAGGCGGCUAACCAGGGCCAGUUCGACGUCCAGGCGGCGAAGAACAUGGCUGGAACCACCGCCGCUACUGCUGUUGAACAGGCAAAGAACCUCGCCAACGGCGCGUAUGCGACUGCUCAGUCGCUCUUCAACAGCCAAGCACAGGAAGGCUCGACGACGCGAAACCUGUCCUCCACCGUGCAGUCAACUGCGCAGACUGCGUUCGAGACGGGCAAGGACUACCUUGCCUCAGCGCAGACCGCUGCUCAGCCACACAUCGAGCAGGCGAAGACGUAUGUCGCCGGCACCACUGGUACCAGUGGUUCUGCGACUGGCAAGCCAGAUGGCGUACCCUCUAGCACAGCACCCCUCGAGUCCGGUCCUCACGUCGUCGGCAACCCAUACCCCGCAACCAGUGGAGCCCAGACGACGAAGGUCGGAGAGCUCUGAGCUGAUGUAGAGACAUUACCUCGAAGCAAGAGACAUUACCUCGAAGCAAGCUGUAUUAUAUCAUGUAGAGAGUCGCGUGGUAGCCUAGUUGUCAUCUAUGUAAUGAUACACUGACCGAUGUAUACUAAGUUAUGUGUUAAACAAGAAUAUUGCGAGUCA